CCUGCUGCAGGCAGGGCUGUCUGUCUGAGAUGGCGGGCCGGCUGCCUCGCUCUGCGGACCUAACCCGCUUCUGCCAGAAGCUCAACCGGGUGAAAACUCUGGAGGAUGACAUGAUGGAGACGACUUUCAACAGAUGCCUCUCCACCAUUGACCUGACACUGCUGGGCGUAGGGGGCAUGGUUGGCUCUGGCCUGUAUGUCCUCACGGGCACAGUAGCCAAGGAGAUUGCUGGCCCUGCUGUCAUUGUCUCUUUCAUCAUUGCUGGCUUUGCCUCUCUGCUGGCAGCUCUCUGUUAUGCCGAGUUCGGUGCCCGGGUGCCUAAGACAGGCUCCGCGUACAUGUUCACCUAUGUCUCCAUGGGCGAGAUCUGGGCCUUCCUGAUUGGCUGGAAUGUGCUCCUGGAGUACAUGAUCGGGGGCGCUGCGGUGGCGAGGGCAUGGAGUGCCUAUCUGGAUUCCAUAUUUAGUCAUAAAGUAAAAAAUUUCACUGAGACCCACAUUGUGACAUGGCAGGUACCGUUCCUGGCACAGUACCCAGACUUCCUGGCAGCAGGUGUCCUGCUGAUAGCCACAGCAUUCAUCUCCUUUGGGGCCAAAGUGUCCUCCUGGCUUAACCAUGUGUUCUCGGCCAUCAGCUUGGGUGUGAUCCUCUUCAUCCUCAUUAUGGGAUUCAUUCUCGCAGAACCCAAGAACUGGAGUGUCCAGGAAGGCGGCUUUGCUCCGUAUGGGCUGUCGGGCAUCAUGGCAGGCACGGCCACCUGCUUCUAUGCCUUUGUAGGCUUUGAUGUCAUAGCAGCCUCCAGUGAAGAAGCCAGAAACCCCCAGAAGGCUGUUCCCAGAGCAAUAGCCAUCUCCUUGGGCCUGGCCGCGGGGGCCUAUAUACUGGUGUCCGUGGUGCUGACGCUGAUGGUGCCCUGGUACACUCUGGAUCCUGACUCUGCCCUGGCAGAUGCGUUUUACAGACGAGGUUACUCGUGGGCAGGGUUUAUAGUUGCUGCUGGUUCCAUUUGUGCGAUGAACACGGUUCUGCUGAGCAACCUCUUCUCCCUCCCCAGAAUUGUUUAUGCCAUGGCAGAGGACGGGCUCUUUUUCCAGGUGUUCUCCAGAGUGCACCCCCGCACGCAGGUGCCCGUGAUCGGGAUUGUGGUGUUUGGGGUGCUCAUGGCUCUGAUGGCCCUCGUCUUCGACCUGGAGGCCCUGGUGCAGUUUCUGUCCAUUGGCACUCUGCAGGCUUACACCUUCGUUGCAGCCAGCAUCAUUGUGCUGCGCUUUCAGCAGGAGAAGUCGGCAGCUCCCCCUCAGCCUGUCAGGAGCCAGCCCAGUCCUGGGCCCAACGAGGGGGCUGGGCCCAGCGAGCUAAAGGAAUACGAAUCCUUCUCGGACAAGCUGCAGCUGGUGGGCACAGACAAAGUGCACCGGGAGCCAGGGCAGCUGAAGGCAGCUUUUGAGCCCUACCUGGCGUUCCUCAGCGACUUCUACCCUGGGGAGGUGGUCACCAUUGCCGUGGUUACCUUGAUGGUGUCUGCCCUAUGCCUGUGCUCCAUCUUGGUAUUUGGCAACACCCAUCUUCACCUGCCCACCUGGAGCUACUCCCUGCUGCUUCUGCUCUUCAGCCUGGGAUUUCUGCUCAGCUUGCUUCUCAUUUGGGUCCAUGAGCAACAGCAGAGCACCAAGACCUUUCAGAUUCCCUUUGUGCCGCUCACUCCUGCUCUGAGUAUUCUCCUGAAUGUCUAUCUCAUGCUGAAGCUGAGCUACAUGACGUGGCUUCGAUUCUCCGUCUGGCUGAUCCUAGGACUCCUGGUGUACUUUGGUUACGGCAUCUGGCACAGCAAAGAGAACCUGCGUGAGCCCACAUCCCGCAAUGUGAGCGCCCGCUAUGUGGUGUUCCCUAGCAGCAGCCUGGAGGAGACGGUGCAGGCGGUUCAACCCAACCCCCAGCCCUUGACGGAGCUGCCGGAUAUGGUUACUGAGGAAGCCAAGCGAUGAUACGUCAAUGGCGUAGCAGCCUCCCUGCGUGAAAAACGACACCCCCCACCCCCACUUUCCUCUGCCGAAACAGCUGCCAGGGGUGGGUCUUCCCUGAGCAAACUCUGGGCUCUGGAGACAGGACGGUGAUACGCACACUUCCCCCUCCGCACUCACAGCAAAAGCACUAGGGAGGUGAUGGCUGCCUCCUUUCCCAUACUCUGGCACACAGGGAUCUGGCUUUUAUCCCCCUACUUCUAGCUCAUAGUAAUGUGUAAGCUGCGUCUUACCUAACUGCUCCGCCCAAGUCCCCUGCCAAACCCACCACAACCCUUGUAACAACAGAGGGAUCACGUUUCGGCUCCACCACUCUGUGCCCUGCCUGUCCUGAAAUAUCGGGGGGGGGGUAACAGAGUCAAUGUGCCAUUCCUACCAGAGCCCAGUGUCUCUUCCCAUGGUCCAGGGUGUAUGAUGAAGAGUCUCUGGCAAACGGGCGAGAGGUGCCACCCAGGUCAUGCGGGGCUGAGAGUCAGGACUUUAUCCUGGCUCUCAUAUGGACUUCUGGCCUCGGCUGAGUCCCUUCUCCCUAAACCUCAUCCCCAGCCAAGGGUGAUGCUUAAUUAGAUGGUGUGUGUAAAGCAUGUGGAAUGUGCACAGCGCUACAAUUGCGCAGUGUUAGGGCAUUUCUAUGUUAGCUUUCUGGAGUUCUUGGUACAGACAAUCAGGUGCUGAUCAGGCACCUGCUGGCAGUCC
Molecule: messenger RNA, 2717 nt
Organism: Chelonoidis abingdonii (Abingdon island giant tortoise)
Lineage: Eukaryota; Metazoa; Chordata; Testudines; Testudinidae
Gene: SLC7A4
Product: solute carrier family 7 member 4
Biological process (GO): amino acid transport; transmembrane transport
Cellular component (GO): plasma membrane
Molecular function (GO): amino acid transmembrane transporter activity
Source: RefSeq, a predicted model, not a curated record